AUGUCCUGGGCAACGGUCCUCACAACCACAGCCUUCUAUGCCAUCUACCCCGUCACCAUCACCGCCAACAUCCUACUGACCGUUCUACAAGCACUCGCCACUCCCUGCUCGCUAUACAUCUUCCUCAGCGUCGCUGGUGCCCUUGGUGUGUCCGCGGGGAUAUCUUUGCAUUUCUUGUCUGGGUAUAUGCAUCAAUUGCUUAAUAUCAGCCCUGGAAGCGAGGACAACGAAUUCCCAGACAGCAAGAAUAAAAUAGUUGGUGAUGGUAGUAGUAAUAGCCGCUAUCUACCCAGCCCAAGCCAAAAAAUCAGACGUAGAAAUAAGAAGGGGGAUGAGGAACGGACGGGAAUGCGGGGUUUGUGGCGAUUGCCCGCGUUUAAGACAGAGCGAGUGGGUAAGGGGUUGGGCAAAUGGGAAAGUGAAGAUGAAGAUGAAAAGGAAAUUGGGAAUAGGAGUGGUAGUGAGUGGAUUUAUAAGGGGGAGAGGGAUAAAGAGAACCUGCUUGUGACGAUGAUUCUGGAGGAGGAUGAGGAGGAGGAUGACGAUGGUGAGGGUAACAUGGAUGAGGAUGAGGAUGAUGAUUGUGAUUAUGAUUAUGAUGAUGAUGUUGAUGAUGAUGAUGAUGAUGAUGAUGAUGAUGAUGAUGAUGAUGAUGAUGAUGAUGAUGAGAGGAUAUAAUCCACUAUCUGAAUGAGUAUUGCUGGAAUCCGUAUGUUGAUUUGCUUGUUAUUUUUGCCUACG
Messenger RNA from Blastomyces dermatitidis ER-3, 741 nucleotides. RefSeq lists its product as uncharacterized. Bases 1 to 678 code for a protein of 225 amino acids. The transcript has 2 exons. The record is from RefSeq and is a predicted model, not a curated record. Lineage: Eukaryota; Fungi; Ascomycota; Eurotiomycetes; Onygenales; Ajellomycetaceae.